Molecule: messenger RNA, 709 nt
Organism: Cryptococcus deneoformans JEC21
Lineage: Eukaryota; Fungi; Basidiomycota; Tremellomycetes; Tremellales; Cryptococcaceae
Exons: 4
Coding region: 66-536 (156 amino acids)
Cellular component (GO): mitochondrion; cytosol
Molecular function (GO): deaminase activity
Source: RefSeq, a predicted model, not a curated record
UCCCCAGCAAGCGAGCGAGCGAGGACAUUCUUCUUCGCCUUUGCCCAACCUCUUUUUCCCAUUAUAUGUUCGCCCGAACUCUCAGACUUGCUCCAACUCUUCUUAAAACUCCCUUCGCCCAUACUCUCACCACUACUUCCAGGAUGUCUGCUCCUUACCAGGUUAUCGCUACUGACAAGGCCCCAGCUGCCAUCGGUCCUUACGUCCAGGCCGUCACUUACAACGGUCUCAUCUACUCUUCUGGUGCGAUCCCCCUUGACCCCCAGUCUAUGGAGGUUGUCCCCGGUGGUAUCGAGGCUCAGGCUACCCAAGUUUUCAAGAACAUCUCUGGUCUCCUCACCGCCUCUGGCAUCACCCCCGCCCAGGUCCUCAAGACCACCUGUUUCCUCAAGGACAUGAACGAUUUCGUCGCGUUCAACAAGAUUUACGCGGAGUUCUUUGGUGAGACCAAGCCCGCUAGGAGCUGUGUUGAGGUUGCCAGGUUGCCCAAGGAUGUCCUUGUUGAGAUUGAGUUCAUUGCUGUUUCCAAGCAGUAAACGGAUGUUUUAGGAAGGAUGUAGACAAGAAGAAAAGAUGGAUAGGCUGCAUGGUUAAGAGAUUCGUGACGCUGGCUCUGUUACUCCAUGAUAUUCCAUAAUGAACCAACCAGACAUUGGGUUGGUAAGAAAGCGAUUGCCCCUUCACAGCCACAGCUGUAAUAAUGCACGCC